Closterium sp. NIES-67 is the source of this 1719-nucleotide messenger RNA. The record is from the annotation of a GenBank genome assembly. Lineage: Eukaryota; Viridiplantae; Streptophyta; Zygnematophyceae; Desmidiales; Closteriaceae.
GCUCAGAGCUAGCAGGUACAGGCGCUCUCCGCUCUCGCACCUGCGUCCCCCGCAGCACAGGCAUUGCCCCUGCGCCCGUCAACCUCGCCCCUUCUUCCCGUCCUCUACGCCCGUAGAGGCCCGAACAGGGUGCGUGCGCCUUACACGGUGAGGCAAACACCAACCACCCCACCAACCGACGGGCUGCUACUAGGCCCGACCGACGCCAUGGCCCAUUCAACGCGGUUUGCUGUUCUCGCAGCCGUCGCCCUCCUCGCGCUAUGCCCUUCCGCGCACGCAGUAAAGGCCGCCGUCGCUCCGCUCUGCGCGCUCACGAGGCUUGCGCCGAAGAAGCCCGUCGUUCCGCCGUCGCGGUGCCCGGCGGCGGCGGAGCUGUCGUGCUGCUCCGACUGCCUGGACACGAGUGUGGCGCUUCAGCUCGUGUCGUCGAAUCUCGCGGAGGUGGUCAACCAGAUCAACCCCGCCCUCGGCAGCUUCAUCGGCGCGAACCUCACGGUGUGCGACGCGUUCAAGGCGAAUCCCAAGUGCAUGCUCAUGAUCGAGUCGAUCGUCUGCGCCACCAAUUGUAACCCAGAUUCGGGCACCUACGUCACGAAGACCGGGGGGAACAUCAUCAUGUCGGUCUGCCCGGAAUUCGCAACUGCGACCUACGACGAGUGCAAAGGCGUCUCGAUCAGCGGGUUCUUGCUGGGUGAGCUCAUCCUUGACCCGCUGGCCAUGAUGAGCAUGGUGGUGGCCAACGUGGUCAAGGUCAUGGGCGUUGACAACUUCAACAUCACCGUCGCCCCUGGCUCGUGUUUCACGGGUGCUACACCCACCCCGUCCUACACCCCCUGCUGCGACCCGCUCGUCGUCUCCCCCAAGUGCCCCGCGGGCGCGGUGGAUACAGUCAAGUAUGCGGCCUACAUCAACCGCCCCAUCGACACCGCCGCCUGCACAGCGGCUGCUGCCCCCCCGCCAUCUGCUGGGUCCGGGGAACCCCCCAGCGCCGCUCCCGCGCCUUCCACCGGGUCCGGGAACCCCCCCAGCGCCGCUCCCGCGCCUUCCACUGGGUCCGGGAAACCUCCCGGCGCUGGCCCCCCGCCUUCCAACGACUCUGUGGAACCCCCCAGCGCCCCCCCCGCGCCUUCCACUGGUGGCACUUCCCCCUCGCCUGCUGCGCCUGCUCCCGCUGAGGGAACUCCCUCCGAGGCUCCCCCACCUGAGUCUCCCAGCACUUCCCCCUCGCCUGCUGCGCCUGCUCCCGCUGAGGGAACUCCCUCCGAGGCUCCCCCACCUGAGUCUCCCAGCACUUCCCCAGCCUUGCCUUCGCCAGCAGUGCCGCCUCCCAGUCCUGCCAUCCCUUCCCCUCCUCCGCCGCCCAAGUCGGGGGCUGCGUCCCCCGUUUCGCUGCUGUCGGUUGCGGCGGCUCUGGUGGUUGGCGCUGCAGUAAUGUUCGUUUAAGGGUGGGUGGUACGGCAGUGUCAGCUCGGGUGGUGUAGAGUUGGUUGCUCCUGAUGAAGUUGGGUAGAGGAGAAAUUGUUACCCAUGCUUAAGUGGUUCGUUUCGGUUUGGUGCGGUGGGAAAGUGGACGCAAGGAGUUUGCGUUGGUUCAGUGGUGCUGGAUGGUGUGUAAUUUAUGAACAUCUCAUCUUACCACUAUUUUGUAUGGAUGGGAUAUUGAAGUAGCGAGGUGAACUCUAGCAAGGCAUACCAUGGUGGUGAAGGUUUGGUGUUGUA